Molecule: messenger RNA, 560 nt
Organism: Haliotis rufescens (red abalone)
Lineage: Eukaryota; Metazoa; Mollusca; Gastropoda; Lepetellida; Haliotidae
Product: 40S ribosomal protein S24-like
Exons: 6
Coding region: 70-471 (133 amino acids)
Biological process (GO): translation
Cellular component (GO): ribosome
Molecular function (GO): structural constituent of ribosome
Source: RefSeq, a predicted model, not a curated record
UCUCGCGUGUGACUUCCGUCGAUAACUCUCUACUUCCGGUCUUUUCCUAGCGGCCAUUAAGACCUCAAAAUGAGCGAAGGUGCGGCCACUAUCAGAACGCGGAAGUUCAUGACCAACCGCCUGCUAAGCAGGAAGCAGAUGGUUGUGGAUGUAAUCCAUCCAGGCAGGGCCACAGUUCCAAAAACUGAGAUUCGUGAGAAGUUGGCCCGCAUGUACAAGACAACCCCAGAUGUCAUUUUCUGCUUCAGUUUCACUACUCACUUUGGAGGUGGGAAAACCUCAGGAUUUGCCCUGAUCUAUGACACCCUAGAUUAUGCCAAGAAAUUUGAGCCCAAAUUCAGAUUAGCAAGACAUGGCCUGGUAGAGGUGAAGAGGACAGGGAGAAAACAGAGGAAGGAGAGGAAGAACAGACAGAAGAAAGUGCGAGGAACAGCAAAGGCCAAGAUAGGAGCAGACAAGAAGAAGAAGUAAACAUGGUGCACACUCCAGUGAUCAAGUAAGAAGACCUGUCCUGAUAUGUACAGUCAUAUAUGUGUCUGGGAUUAAAAAAAAUAAGAAAA